Fusarium subglutinans is the source of this 996-nucleotide messenger RNA. RefSeq lists its product as uncharacterized. Bases 1 to 996 code for a protein of 331 amino acids. The transcript has a single exon. Lineage: Eukaryota; Fungi; Ascomycota; Sordariomycetes; Hypocreales; Nectriaceae. The record is from RefSeq and is a predicted model, not a curated record.
AUGGAUCAACAGCGGCUGAUAACCGAGUUCUUUCAACCAAACUCUCCUACCAAACAAGACCAUGCAGCCCAAUACGGAAGUAAAGCGAGAAUUGCGCCGCCACGAAAAAGCGAAGCCGCAUCGCAUCACAAUAUCGAAAGUGGCACGUCCCAGCUCCUCACCCUCCCAGCCGAGCUCCGUCUCGAAAUCUAUCGCCAUCUUCUCAUCUCCAAGAACUACGCCGAACUUUACCACUGCAACUCUAAAAUCUCCCGUCUCGUCCCUAUACAACCAAUGAUGUGCCACCUCAAAAUCCACCCGAAAUUCUUACUGACUUGUCGGAUCAUCAAUAAAGAAGCUACCCCUGUCUUGUACUCGGAAAAUGUCUUUCGGAGGCGUUAUGUUUGGCCGAGCCGCUAUGUUGCUGAGCAAGUACGCAGGAUGUCGCCUUUGAACAAGUUCAAUGUCACUUAUAUCUCACGAUUACACCUUUUUCGAGAUUACAAUCACUGGUUUUGUGAUGGGGAGCUCAAGAUCUUCAAUGAGGUUCCGCAUCUGAAAGAUCUUUAUAUUCAAAUUGAUCUGAAUAACUUCCCUGACGGGGUCGACCUGAGCGAACUUCCAUAUCGGACCUUGAAAGCAAUCCCCCCAAAGCUUCGGUCCUUCAAAAUGGAAAUCCUUCUUAAUUUCAGCGAAGAAGCACAUUCAGACUGGCUAGCCAAAUGCGGCAAAGACCGCAAGACGGAGAACUUCAGUAUUCAUCUGGACAGGAAACGUGCGCUGGAGACACGGUUAGAACACGAGGGGUUGUUUACUGAUAGAUCACUUUUCUGGACUUUCAAAACGAUGCGCCACGAGUGGGGCGUGUUGCCGUGUUCCAUCAGUUUUGCUUUUGAUAACAAGCGCAAGGAGUAUGAGUAUAUCGAUUUAGAAGCCUGGGAUCAUGGUGGUAACGCCAAGUUUGGGCGGUUGAAGACUUCGGAGGAGAAUGCGAGUUCGUUGGUUUUAAGGGAAUAA